Messenger RNA from Adineta steineri, 1473 nucleotides. Lineage: Eukaryota; Metazoa; Rotifera; Eurotatoria; Adinetida; Adinetidae. The record is from the annotation of a GenBank genome assembly.
AUGGCUACCUAUGCAGUAAACAUGAUAGUUUAUAUUUUGAUGUUUUUGUCGAUCAUUACAAAAGAUGUUGGUGGUUCUGCUAUUUGUUGGACGAAAACUGAUCCAGAACACAUUCGUAUAGCAUUAAGACCUACUGGUGUGACAAUAUCUUGGACAACAUGUGGGUAUUGGGAUUUUUGGAAUUUAAUAAACGAUACACCAACACCUCAGGUGGCUUAUGGUACUGAUCCAAAAGUAUGUGACAAACUAUCAUCAUAUAAUUUCACAACAUCAUACAAUCCAUAUCCAAUUGUUAAAAGAUUUUUUCACAAUGUUUAUCUGGAUAAUCUUGAUGCAGGAACGAAAUAUUAUUAUAAAAUUCAAGAAACAGAAAAAUGUGUUCGAGCAUCAAGCAUUCUUUCUUUUACUACGGCUCCUCUUAUCAUUAAUUGUGAGUUACAACCGAUUAAUAUUUCAAUAGUUGGUGAUUUGGGUUUAAAUACUUAUUUCAAUAAUUAUGAAGCUGAACAAACUAUAAUUGCUAUGAAAAAAUAUAUUAGUAUUUCAAAUUUUUUUAUGCAUAUUGGUGAUAUUUCCUAUGCAGAUCUCUAUGGAGCUAUCGUUAAUUUUGAUUUCUAUGAAGAUACAUGGAAUCGAUUUCAAAAGGCCAUUGAACCAAUUACAUCCAUUAUGCCUUAUCAAGUUUUACCAGGAAAUCAUGAAGCAACAUGCUUACAACUUAGUGACAAAGUAUGUCCACAGCAUCUAAAAAAUUUUACUGCUUACAAUAACCGAUUUCAUAUGUCUGGUGAAUUGAGUGGUGGUUACAAGAAUAUGUGGUAUUCUUACGACUACGGUCAAGCACAUAUAGUUAUGAUUAAUACAGAAACCGAUUUUAAAGAUGCACCAUCUGGACCAGGAACAACUCUGAAUGCAGGAAAUUUUCUUGGUAUUGAUAGUCAAUUAGCAUGGUUCGAGCAAGAUCUUAUAGAAGCUAAUAAGCCAGAAAAUCGAGCCGAAAGACCAUGGAUCAUUGUUGCUGGUCAUCGACCAAUGUUUGGUAGUACUUCGAAAGCUCAGGUACAAAUUGCUGGAUAUCCAAUCAUUGCACCAUCAGACAAUUGUGCGGCAUGUCGAGAUGCUUUCUUACCCAUUCUCUGCAAAUAUGGUGUUGAUUUCUUCAUGGCUGGUCAUGUUCAUUGGAUGGAAUUAUUAUAUCCACUGGAUUGUAAUGGUGAUGUAGUGGCAAACCAUUUCAAUAAUGUAGAUGGUGUUAUUCAUGUAACGAAUGGAGCAGGUGCUGCACCAACAGGUGCAGAAACAGUUGAUACAGCAGAUAUGUAUCGUCGAGCAUUCUUUUUUGGUGGUUAUGGUUUUCAGCAGUUAGAAAUCAAAAAUUGUACGCAUGCAACUUUACAUUUUAUCGAUUCAUCGACAAAACAAAUUAUCAAUUCGACUGAUGUUGUUCGUUCUCGUUCAGCAAAUAACAUUUAA